CUCCAAAGGCAUCGCCAGCUGUGGUCCCAUGGAGGGGAGGCAAAGUCAGCCAAGCUAGAGAAAUGACUGAUUUUUUUUUCAAGUUGUGUGAAAAACGCUUGUGCUACAAGGCCACCGAGCAGCCAAAGAGCCUGCCGGCCCCAGAGGGGGUCCUGAAAGAGGCCGGGGUCUCAGCCAAGCCGGGACCUUGGCCGUGGAAGAAUAAGAUCCCACCGCCUCUUCAGGAUGAUGCAGCAAAGGCCAAACCGGAGCGCUCCUCUCCGGCCCCCGAAGGACCCUCCGGCUUGAGGCUGAAGGAAUUCCCACCAAACGAGGAACCUUCUGCCCUAAGGAGAGGUUUGAGCCUCGCCUGGAAGAAAUCAUGUUGCAGUCAGAAGAAGAAGGUCGACUCCGGGCAAAUUCUGCAUCCAGAAGACACUCCGGUUGGGGAGGGCGUCCGUUCCCCGCGGACAACCUCCAAAGGCUUUGGGGCGUGUGCCCCACAACCUGCCGGUGUUCGCAAUAAGCAGCUGGCAAAAAUGCCCAACACUUUGAUGGGGGGCGAGCCAGGUUGCCAUGCGCCCCAUUUGAAGGCCAACGGAGCCCACAAGGUGGUGCCCCCCAAAGGUCCUCCAGUUGCCGACAAGAUGAAAGCUCUGAUAGGGUUUAAAAGAACGAAGAAGCCCCUUCGGAGGACCAAUUCUUUCAAAGGUUCCUCUUUGGCUGCUGCACAUGGAAACAUGGACAUAAAAAUGAAGGUCAGCCAGUUCUUUGAUGAAACAACCCCUCUUGCACUGGCUGACCUAGAGCUCGGAGACUUGAUCGAAAUUUUCCGUUUUGGAUACCAGCACUGGGCUCUCUAUGUGGGAAACGGAUACGUAAUCCAUCUGGCUCCUCCAAUGGAAUACGCUGGGGCCGGCUGUGCCAGCCUCAUGUCGACUCUCACUGACAAAGCUUUCGUGAGAAAGGAGCUGCUGCGCGACGUGGUUGGGACGAACCGCUACCGUGUCAACAACAAGCACGACGCCAAGUACCCUCCGCUGCCCCCGGCCAAGAUCGUCCGGCGGGCCGAGGAGCGAGUGGGCCAGGAGCUGGCCUACAAAGUCACCAGCGAGAACUGUGAACAUUUUGUCACCGAAUUGCGCUAUGGAGUGGCCAGGAGCGAUCAAGUCCGAGAUGUUGUGGUGGGAGUUGGCAUUGCUGGGCUGGGUUUGGCCACCCUUGGGAUCUUGGGCGUUGCCAUGGCCAAGAAGAAGAAGAAUCAACAGACCCAAUAACAGAGACUCAGAGAGUCCGUGUACUUUUCUUUUCCUUCUUGAUUUUGAGUAAUGAUUUCCCCCCCACCCCAGCUCACUCCUGUGUGGGGUCCUGAAUCCAAAGACCUAUACACCUUCCUGACUUUCUUUUUGAGAAUGCUGUGCUUUUUUAAAAAAUAGAUAGAAGUGUUGAUUUGUAGUGGGACUGACAAUGGCAGCUCUUUCCUGACAGAAAGUGUAUUGCUGCUAGCAAAACUUAGAGAGCAACUAGGAUGGGUUUGGGCCUGAGAAAGGCCCCGAUGUUUGUAGUUCAAGGGGGUCGAAGUGGAGAGACGAACCUUAACAGUCACACCGGCACUUUGGGACAAAGAUGACAUUCAGAGGGAAGAGAUUCAUAGAAUCAUAGAAUAACGGAGUUUGAAGGGUCCUGUAACAUCAUCGAGUCCAACUCCCUGCUCCAUGCAGGAAUACAGAUCAAAUGAGAUCUGCCAGGUGAUUAUCUAUGUCAGUGGUCCACAACGUUGGUCCUCCCGAUGUUCUUGGACUACAAACCCCAGAAGCCUUCCCCACCACCUCUGCUGGCUAGGAUUUCUGGG
Molecule: messenger RNA, 1831 nt
Organism: Pogona vitticeps (central bearded dragon)
Lineage: Eukaryota; Metazoa; Chordata; Lepidosauria; Squamata; Agamidae
Source: RefSeq, a predicted model, not a curated record